This is a messenger RNA of Sycon ciliatum, 1559 nucleotides long. Its product is annotated as fructose-1,6-bisphosphatase isozyme 2-like. Gene Ontology annotation, biological process: fructose 1,6-bisphosphate metabolic process; gluconeogenesis; sucrose biosynthetic process. The record is from RefSeq and is a predicted model, not a curated record. Gene Ontology annotation, molecular function: fructose 1,6-bisphosphate 1-phosphatase activity. The transcript has 7 exons. Bases 135 to 1145 code for a protein of 336 amino acids. Lineage: Eukaryota; Metazoa; Porifera; Calcarea; Leucosolenida; Sycettidae. Gene Ontology annotation, cellular component: cytosol; cytoplasm.
CCAAGCGUGGUGCUUGGACGCUGUGUUAUCUUUCCGCUCCUGGAUCUUUGGUUCUUAGUUGUCCGUUCUUUGUGUUUGCAAGAUUAGCGCUCCCGUAACGUGGCUUUGAGCAAAACGGACUACGUUCAUUCAGGAUGGCGUCGGACAACGGUGUCGACUCUGAUUGCAUGACGAUAACGCGCUUCCUGAUCGACCAGCAGCGCUCGUGUCCCGGUGCCACUGGCUCGCUGACCCUUCUGCUCAACCAGCUGAUGACAGCGGUCAAAGCCAUCGCGUCCGCCGUCAAGCGAGCCGGAAUCGCAAACUUAUAUGGCAUCGCCGGAUCUCAGAACACCACGGGUGAUGAACAGAAGAAACUGGAUGUGCUUGCCAAUGACUUGUUCAUCAACAUGCUGAGCACGUGCGGACAAGCAUGCAUGCUGAUCAGUGAGGAGAACGAGGACCCUGUCAUUGUGCCCGAAGAGAACAGAGGCAAGUACAUUGUGACGUUCGAUCCCCUUGAUGGCUCCUCCAACAUCGACUGCUUGGUGUCCAUUGGAUCUAUCUGGGGCAUCUAUGAGAAGAAAACACCCGGUCCGCCCACUAAGGAGGACGUCUUGAGACCGGGCACCGAGAUGGUCUCCGCCGGCUAUGCCCUGUACGGCUCCGGCACCAUGGUUGUCAUGUCAACUGGCUGCGGUCUCCAUGGCUUCACACUCGAUCCGAACAUUGGCGACUUUGUCCUGACGCAUCGCGACAUGUUCAUCAAGAACCGCGGCAAGAUCUACUCGACCAACGAAGGCUACGAAAAGUACUGGGAUCAGAAAGUCACGAACUACGUGCACUCCAUCAAGUAUCCCGAGGACGAGAAGAAGUCGCCCUAUGGUGCACGCUACAUUGGCUCGAUGGUUGCGGACGUGCACAGGACUUUCCUCUACGGCGGCAUUUUCCUGUAUCCGGCCAAUACAAAGAGCCCCAACGGAAAGCUUCGUCUUUUAUACGAGAGCAACCCAAUGGCGUUCAUGAUGGAGCAAGCCGGUGGUCGUGCCACGGAUGGUGAGAAGCGAGUGAUGGAGAUCGAGCCGAAAGGGAUCCACGAGCGAUGCCCGGUGUUCAUGGGCUCGACGUAUGACGUCGACGACUGCAUGAAAUUCCUGACGGCUUAGCUAAGGUCUGUACCGCCUCCGUUCAUGGUGCGUUUGCCUGGCUCUACAGCAUUGGACGUCAACAUUUCCUCAGAGGUACACAUUGAUUACUAAUUGCCCUUGCCGUCGUGCGUCUGCCCAGACAUUGGGAGUAAUGGUUGCAACAAAAUGUUUUCUCCCAUCUCCUGCAUUCUCAGUUUAACGUUACCUCUCGAUCAUUCUCUCAAAGCCUCUCAUCUUCAUUUGCAUUCCGUUUCUUGAAACCUUUGUUCAGUCUCUCCGCCUCUGUCUAUCUUUUCUUUUGGCUAUCAAUGGUGAAACAAAUCAACGGUAUGCUAUAGGUUGCAGUUUGCUCAAGUCAGUUAGUUAGGUCCGCAGAAACUGUGAUAAGUUUUCUUCAUUUUGUUAUGCAAAACACGGAGUCCGACAAAUUUC